Brugia pahangi is the source of this 225-nucleotide messenger RNA. The record is from the annotation of a GenBank genome assembly. Lineage: Eukaryota; Metazoa; Nematoda; Chromadorea; Rhabditida; Onchocercidae.
AUGGAAGCAAACGGUAUCUAUAUGGAGGACAAAGGUCAGGAAAGGUCAUUGGUGGAACUCCCGAUGACUUGUAUUCUACUUGUGCAUUCAUACAUUACCUUCGAUUUAAUCGAGAAAGGAAAGAAAACAUCUUUCAACGGGAAAUGCAUGAAGCAACAUUUCUCAAGACACUGGCAUUCUAAGCAUAAAACAGAAACUUUUCAAAGGAAAAUAGACCAACAAUGA